This is a messenger RNA of Stegastes partitus (bicolor damselfish), 7311 nucleotides long. RefSeq names its product unc-51 like autophagy activating kinase 2 (gene ulk2). NCBI's taxonomy places the organism in Eukaryota, Metazoa, Chordata, Actinopteri, Pomacentridae. The coding region runs from base 1071 to 4196 and encodes 1041 amino acids. The transcript has 27 exons. The record is from RefSeq and is a predicted model, not a curated record. Gene Ontology annotation, cellular component: cytoplasm; cytosol; phagophore assembly site. Gene Ontology annotation, molecular function: protein serine/threonine kinase activity; ATP binding. Gene Ontology annotation, biological process: piecemeal microautophagy of the nucleus; peptidyl-serine phosphorylation; axon extension.
CGCAGAGGACGGAGCUGCAGUGUGUUGUGAUGUGACAGCGCUGUACACAUAUUAAAAACUGCUCACUUUAUGCCUGCAGCUUAACGUACACUAGCUGGACUUGGAAGCAAAUGUAAGUGAAGGCGACACUUGCUCCUUGCUAACGUUAGCCGCGCUGUCAGACUUGUCGACGAAGGAAACAACGAAGUGUUCUUUUAUGUCACACGGAUGAAAUUAAUGCCCACUGAGGAGACGUCUGUGUUGGUUUUUUUUUUAAGAAGAGAGAGAUUUUUGUCUUGUGGACUCGGCCGUCUUGUCGAAGAAGACAGAUAACAAGGACUAACGUCUUCGGAUGAACAGCAGUUCUGUGUUGACGUUUGUGUUGCAUCCUUGAGAUGUUUUAAGCUAACGUUGACAGGACUAGCUCGCUGAUGUUGGCUAGCUUCAAAGGUGGCUACAACUUGUACGUUUUAGAUAGAAGCAGGUUGAAGUGUUCACUGUCGAACGAGAUAAGCUUAUUUACAUAUUAUCGUUAGCAUGUUGGCAGAGACCUGCUAUGGGCUGCAGCUAUGACGCUAGGUGUAGCCACAGGGUUAUGUCACUGUCAGGCUAACAGAUAGCUCGGAGUCUGCAGCUGCUUCAGUCUUUGCAUGGUCAUGUCCACUAGGCUUGGCAUCAUGUAGACUGUCCCUCUGCACAGGUUUAGGUGACUGGGGACACAGUAUGCUAGUGAACCUCCUUGGAGCGUAAUGCAAAGCUGGAUUGCAGCUAUCCAACUGGGUCAAAGACUGACAGCUGGCACUGAUACAGUUUAGCUCAAGGAUUGUUGCUAGCCAUUCUCAAAGCCGUCUACUCUGUGUGAUAUUACAAACAUCCCAUCCUACUUGGAGGACAUGUGAAUGCACCAUGUCCUGGCUGCAUCUCUUAUUUAUGCAAUAAGGCAUCAGAGCAGCCUGUCAUGAAAUAAUCCCGCAGUGCGAGGAACAGCAUCAUCAGGACUGAGUGGAUAUUUUGCUCUUUUUUUUUUUUUUUCCUGAAGAGGACAGCAACAUUCAAGGCUAUUUAACAGUGCCCACCAUCAGCCCACCACAAUGGAAACUGUGGGAGAUUUUGAGUACAGCAGAAAAGACCUGGUUGGACAUGGAGCCUUUGCUGUGGUGUUCAAAGGAAGACACAGGAAGAAGACAGACUGGGAGGUGGCCAUUAAGAGCAUUAAUAAGAAGAACCUGUCCAAGUCCCAGAUCCUUCUUGGCAAGGAAAUCAAAAUACUGAAGGAGCUGCAGCAUGAAAAUAUUGUGGCACUUUACGAUGUCCAGGAAACACCCAACUUUGUUUUCCUGGUCAUGGAGUACUGUAACGGAGGUGAUCUUGCUGACUAUCUGCAAGCUAAGGGGACGUUGAGAGAGGACACUCUGAGGGUUUUCCUCCAGCAGAUUGCUGCUGCCAUGCGCAUCCUCAACAGCAAAGGAAUCAUCCACCGCGACCUGAAACCCCAGAACAUCCUGCUGUCAUAUGCAGGUCGCAAGAAGUCCAACAUCAGUGGCAUCCGCAUCAAAAUAGCUGACUUUGGCUUUGCACGGUACCUCCAGAGCAACAUGAUGGCAGCCACGCUAUGUGGGUCACCCAUGUACAUGGCCCCAGAAGUCAUCAUGUCCCAGAACUAUGAUGCCAAAGCUGAUCUGUGGAGCAUAGGGACAGUUAUCUAUCAGUGUCUGGUCGGCAAGCCACCAUUCCAGGCCAACAGUCCCCAAGACUUAAGGAUGUUUUAUGAGAAGAACAAGAAUCUACAACCUAUCAUCCCAAGGGAGACAUCCGCACAACUUAGUGACCUUUUGCUUGGCCUGCUGCAGAGAAAUCAGAAAGACAGGAUGGACUUUGAUACAUUUUUCAGCCAUCCUUUCCUGGAGCCCUCAUCCACGAUUAAAAAAUCAUGUCCAGUGCCGGUCCCCAGCGCCUCCAACACUGUGACGGACAGUUCCUGUGGCAGCUCCCCAUGCAUCCGCUACAACUCUCCUCCUUCUCUCCCAGACAUGCAGACUCUAGCAGAAGACGGUCUGUCGUCCCCUCCGCUCGGCCCGCCCAACUUCUUACAGCUGUCCAAGGAGUCUGCAGGAAGUACCAGCAGUAAGAAUUCCUCCUGUGACACUGACGACUUUGUCCUGGUGCCUAACAUCUCUACUGACAGCUAUGACCAACCAAUGGGAGCUGGUCGUCGGGCGUCCAGCGAGUUUCUCAUGUGUGGAGGGCAACCACAGCCCACCCCAGGACAGACUCCCAUGGUGUCCCCACGGGCUGAAACAACACCAAUCCCUGUUCCCACCCAGGUCCGCAACUACCAGCGAAUCAAACAGAACCUCUCCAGCAGCCCGACCACCACGCUCUACAGCUCCCCAAGGUCUGGCACUGUAAGGCGCUCCAACACUAGUCCAAUGGGGUUCCCCAAGGUGGGCUCAGGGUCCCCCAGCUCUGCAGACGUCCCCCAGACAGUGGGCCGGCGCCUUUCUACAGGCAGCUCCCGGCCCUACUCCCCCUCACCUCUCGUGGGCACCAUCCCUGAGCAGCUGGGUCACUGCUGCUGUCACCUGCAGAACCAGGAGCCUCGCAGCCGCAGCUCCUCAGGAGGUUCCCCUGUCCCGUCCUCUCAGCUCUUGGGGGCUCGACUCCAGAGCGCCCCUACCCUGACCGAGGUCUACCAGACCAGGCAGAAGCUCCACAAGCAGCUGUCAGACCCCGUGCAGCCUUCGUCGUCCUCCUCCUGUAGUCACUCCCCUCAGCUCGGGCGACCCGCCAACCUCGGCUCCUCCCCCACCAAGUUGCUUGGCUCCUCUCCUCGCACAUCCGACUGGCUGCAGAAGUCCCCACUGCCCACCAUCAUUGGUUCUCCUACCAAGACUAUUUCGGCACCAUUCAAGAUCCCCAAAACGCAGGCCUCCUGUAACUUGAUGGCCCUGGCGGACAGUCCCGUGCCCACAAAGGCUUUGGCAGAUGCCCGGGAUAUCUGUGCCUACCACUGCAGCCCAUACCUGGCCGGACGGGCAGCUGCUCCAGAGGCCAGCAGAACCUUUGGCAGGUCUGUUAGCACAGGUCGUCUGUCGGACCAGCCAAUCAGAAUCACUUUGGGUGGACAGACCUAUCAGGGCAGCACUGACAGCCUGAACACUGAGCGACCCAUGGACACAGCCCCUGCAGGUCCUAGCGGGCUGGCUCAGGGUGGCUCAGCGAGUCCUCGUACUGUCCUUUUCACUGUGGGUUCACCACCCAACAGCAGCACUCCUCCUACCUGCAGUCACCUGGGCACCCGACCACGGACCACUUCUGUGGGUUCCAACAGUUCGGCCGGCUCACUGUGUUCCACCAGUGGUCGGGUCUAUGUCGGAUCUCCCCCAGGCAUGGCCAUGGGUUCCUCUCCUCCGGGAGGCUUUGGGGGAGGCCAGAUUGUCCCCGGGGCAGAGGGGGCUCCCAGCAGCCUGCGCUACGUCCCUUAUGGGACGUCUCCUCCCAGCUUGGAGGGAUUCAUCACCUUCGAAGCCCCCGAGCUGCCUGAGGAGACCCUGAUGGAGCGUGAGCAUACAGACACCCUCAUGCACCUACGGAUGAUGCUUUCAUUCACCGACUGCGUCCUGGAGAUGGCGGCGGUUCGAGCCGGAGGGGCAGAGCUUGGCGUGUCGGCCGCCUCCCUCUACCCUCCACAGGACAGUGUGGUUGUGGACCAGAUCAGUCAGCUUAGCAAGGAGUGGGGGCAGGUGGAGCAGUUGGUGCUCUACAUGAAGGCAGCUCAGCUCUUGGCUUCCUCCCUCCAUCUGGCCAAGGCUCAGAUUAAAUCUGCCAAGCUCAAUCCUUCCACUGCUGUCAAGCAAGUGGUGAAGAACCUGAAUGAGCGCUACAAAAGCUGCAUCUCGCUCUGCCGGCGGCUAACUGACAAACUCAACCAUUUCUUCUCUGAUAAGCAGCGUUUUGUGGAUGAGAUCAACAGCGUUACUGCAGAGAAGCUCAUCUACAAUCACGCAGUGGAGAUGGUUCAGUCAGCAGCUCUGGAUGAGAUGUUCAAGCAAACGGAGGACAUAGCCUACCGCUACAGCAAGGCCGCCAUGCUACUGGAUGGCCUGUCCAAGAUCCUACAAGACCCCACUGACAUUGAGAACGUGGUCAAAUAUAAAGCCAGUGUGGACCGCAGGAUCUCAGCUCUGUGCUACUGUACUGUCACACUGUACGAGUAGCAUCCCUCCAACAGUCACACACACACAGAGGGACCACGUCCUAAGACUAUUGACUACCACCCUCACAAAGCCCCCGUUCCCUCCUGUAGCAGUUCAAGCACUUUUCAUUUGUGAGGUUUCAUCUGUAUUUAUCAUCAGUUCGUUUCACUGGCUGCAUCACGGAAUGAACUGUGGAUGAUGCACAAAUUUCUAACCAAAGACGACAACAGAUCCGGAAGCAAAAGGCUGAAACCGGAUAUGGAGAUUAAAGCAUGCACUUUCAGGUGCAAUUUUUUACCCUACGAUGGUAGCUCACCAUCAGAUCAACAUAUAGAUUCUUGAUAUCAUUUGUUUUUACGAGAAGAAAGAGAGGACUCACAGGACUAUGAGACAGUGUUGUGGGCUAUAAACGGACUCAAGCUCCACAUGAAGCAGAUCAUCUUUUUAAAUCCUAUCAGUGGUUAUUUACUCUGUGUUUAAGUUGUUAUUGUUCUUAUUUAUUGGUUCAGGAGAACAUGGAGUUUCCUGCCUGUCUUGAAAACUUCAAGUAUUGGAGUGAAAGGAGAAGGAAGAAAUUAACAAAAGGCUCACGGCCGCUCACUGUAUUUGAUCCAGCUCAGAGACUACAUGGACUUCGAUAUAAAACACAAACUCCUGUUACAGAAACUAGACAGCCGUGAGAGCAAAGGAACCUGUAGAUUUGUAUUUGCUUUGUUUUUAUUUUUUUGUGUUGUUACCUCAAGCACUUUAUUGUGGAUUGAGAGGAGGAGACAGAUAUCUGAAGGUGGAAAUGUGAAGGCAGGGGAGACAGUUUUCUAAUCACACCUGCUCCCACCCUCAAAACAUACCUGAUCUGUGUGCAUGAGCAACAAGUCUUCAGAAGUGCAUGCAUUUCAUACACGCCUGUGCAACCAGGGAAACAGGCUGACUGCUCGAGUUUAAAGGCCUUGACUAUCAAAGAUCACAGAACCACUUACCUCUAGUUUACUGAUGUAUGGUCGUAGAAUUAAAGGGGCAUUCCAAUGAUUUUUAAGAUUAAGAUCAGCUUACUCUUCAUCUGAAUGAUGUUCAGUCUGUGGAAAUAGUUGCAAAACAUCUUCUGUGGCUCAGACCAGAGAUUUUCCUGAUGCCACCUCUGCAAAUUAUCUCUACUUGGACAUGAGACUUAAUAGGAGAUCUGUAAAGAAAUAUGCAUAUUCCAAGCAUGGAGGGUUUAAUUGCAGAGAUGUUUUAUGUAAAAUGUAUAAUCAAGGCUCUAAAAAUCCUCCUGUGCUGCUUCAAUUUGUAUUUAUUUGUUUAAUCUGUCUCUUGCAAGUCUUUCAACUUUCUGAAAGUGGUUUGAUAAAUCAGUGGAAUCUCCCUUUAAAUCCAGAUGCACGAGUUGUGUCUUGCAUGCGAGAAAACGAGCUAUCAUUUAUGUAGCCAAUCCAAGGCUGCCAUGUUUUCUAAGGAUGACGGAUGUUCUCAAACAUCAGACUGUCAUUUACAAAAAUACUUCUAGUUUCAGCAGACAUAUGAAAAAUGUAUAUCCAGGGAGCUUUGAUUGGCUCAUAUCAACUCUGCAUUCAUUUUGCACAGAUAGAAAAAAAAAAUCUGACAGUUGUUUAUCACAUUGUUUUUCAUUGUUGUUUAGAGGAAUACACUGGGCUUGCCGAUGACUUGUUGAUCAUGCUGAUCACAGUAAGGAGGGGUGGAGGUUCAUUUGGGGUGACAGUGACUCACUCUGCUCUUGGAUAUUCAGAAGGAAACCAGAACUUGAGUGAGUGGCCCUUUCUCCUGUUACCACUGCAGCGCUGAACAGCCAAUCAGGUGUCCGCUCUAAGCCCCGAAGAAGUGAAACUGAACGGUCAAAUUACUUGACAAGUUACCUUAAUAAUAAGUUUCAUUUUACUAAAAAAAAAAUAAAACUACAGCUUUUUAUGUUCUGUCAAAAUCUGUAGCUACUUUUUUUAAACAAAACUUGAUGUUUGCAAACCUGUAUAUAUUUGAAUGUGGUGCAUGUGAUGAUGAUUCCUUCCCCCUUUUUUUGGAAGGGGAGUGAGUGUGUGUGUGAGAUCACAGUUUGAAGGGGUGUGGAUGUUGCCAUCGGACGCCCUGCCUGUCAGUCAAAGAGCACAAAUCUUUAUAUGUAGAUAGAUGAAUUUGUAUUGAUUUUAGUCAUGUCUGCCAAGGGUUUGAUAAGGAAAACCUAUUUUGGCACAACAGGAGUGUGCCAAAGACUAUAAUAAAAACUCAUGGCAGCUCCAAUCCUUUCCAGAGAACUCUUUCUACCAGGACUGUUCGUUGUUGAGAUCACAUUUAUUUAGUGGUUCCUAUGAAAUGUUCUGAAAUGAGCAUGAAGUCUUUUGAUUUCAAACUCAUUUCCACAAAUUUUGUGAGACUUGAUUUGUCACAAUCUGCACUGCCCUAGCGUUCACUCAGUCCCUCUGCCUCCCCCUCAAGUUGUCUGCUGUGCUCCCAACGGUGUAUGUACUGUAUGUAUGAGUGUAUAUAUACACACGUGCAUUAAGGCCAGUAGUAUCCAGUUAGUGAUGGAAAAAGGAGGUGCCUUCUUCUUGUGAAAGCAGACAUAGGCCUACUCCUCUGUACAGGUGUGAAUACAUUCUUUUUUCAGUGUAAAAAUGUGUAUAAAUGCAUUCACAGGUGGUCUCCAGGCCUGUUCCUCUGAUGUACUGUUCUUUUUUCUAGACAUAUCUGGGUUUCAGUUUUUCCCCCUCGUCCUUGUCAUGAGCACUCUGAACCACAUGAAGCCUUUUACUGCACACAGAGUGAAGAGGGACAAAUAAAGCUGACAGAAACCCACCUGAAACUUUGCUCUGUACCAUUUUUGGACUGUAACUGAAGAUGGACUGUUUUAGAUAAAAGCAUGGGUACCAACUCUGCAUUUUACCCUGUAGAACCUCUAGAAUGUUGAAUGUAUGUACCCUGUCGUUUUGCGCCUCUCCAGCUUGACCUGAAUGCAUUCUGAAGAAACCCCCGCUGUCAGUCACCACCCUGAAGAUGCAACACUUUCCAAACACAGAUUUUUCAGAGAAAUGUUAAUGUUAUACUUGUGUCUCUCACUGAGGGGUGUCUCUCUUGUUCUUUAUGGAACUCAAAUACGGUCUUUGUUAUUAAAAGGAGGAAAAAAAAUGAA